Mesoplodon densirostris (Blainville's beaked whale) is the source of this 3610-nucleotide messenger RNA. RefSeq names its product placenta associated 9 (gene PLAC9). NCBI's taxonomy places the organism in Eukaryota, Metazoa, Chordata, Mammalia, Artiodactyla, Ziphiidae. The record is from RefSeq and is a predicted model, not a curated record. The coding region runs from base 48 to 362 and encodes 104 amino acids. The transcript is spliced from 4 exons.
AGGGCGGGAGCGGGCAGACACGGCGCUGCGCUCCGCCAGCCGGCAGCAUGCGGCCCCUGCUCUGCGCGCUGGCCGGGCUUGCCCUGCUCCGCGCCUCGGGUGCCUUCACCGCUGCUGAACCCUUCAUCCCCUCCCGAGGAGACCCAGCUCGGACUGCAGGGUGUGACAGACACAUGGCUGUCCAUGGCCGAUUAGACGUCAUAGAGGAGACGGUGGAGAAGACGGUGGAGCACCUGGAGGCAGAAGUGAAAGGCUUGCUGGCUCAGCUGGAGGAGCUGGCCUGGAAUCUGCCCCCGGGUCCCUUCAGCCGGAUCCCCGACCUCCUCGCAGAGGAGACGGUGAGCAGCUCAGAUCGCCUUUGAGCACCAGAGCAGGAGCCACCCAACAGCUGGCAGUGAUACAACAGCUCUCCUCUGAGAACAGAGCCGUGCGUUCUGGCCUGCCUUCCUCAGCUUUGUGCAAAAUGAAAGCUACUCCUUUGGUCCCCUCUGUGUCUGCUGACAGUGACCCCUGCAGCCACAGCCCCUUCUCCAUCUGCUCCCAUGCGCUGAGGCUCACACCCCCUGCAGGCUCAGACCUGUACUUCCGCCCUCCUUAUUUAUAGGGGUGGCAGGAGUUAGUUCAAGAGGUGAGGCACCUGAGGCGCAGAAUCGUAAGGUGACACAGUGGAAGGGCCCUUUGAGUAAACUUGUUACUCAAAAUGUGGCCGUAGGUGAACAGAGGUGUCACCUGGAAGCUUAUCGAAAAUGCAGAAUUCGGGGCCCUGCCCAGACCUCCUGAAUCAUAAUCUACAUUUUAAUGAGAUCCCCAGGGAAUCUGUGUGCACAUUAAAGUUUUAAAAAAUGUUUCUGUUGAGAUAAAAUUCAAAAUUUUAACCAUUUAAAACAGUACAAAUUCACUGGGUUCAUAAUGUGUAGUCAUCACCACCUUCUAAUUCUCAUCACCACCUUCUAAUUCCAGAAAUUUUCAUCACCCCCAAAAGAAACCCUGUACCACUAAGCAGUCGCUUCCCAUUCCCCCUCCCAUCCUCCCUUGGAAACCACUAAUAUUUCUGUCUCUGUGGACUUGCCUAUGCUGGACAUUUCAUAUAAAUGGAAUCAUACAAAAGUCAGACACAAAGCUUUUUGUGUUUAACUUUUUUUCGCUUAGCAUAAUGUUUUCAAGGUUUGUCCAUGUUGUAGCAUGUAUCAGUACUUUGUUCCUGUUUAUGGCUGAAUAAUAAUAUUCCAUUUUAUGGAUAUAUCACAUUUUAUUCAUUCAUUCAUCAAAUCAGUGGAUAUUUGGGUUGUUUGAACAUUUUGGCUAUUAUGAAUAAUGCUAUGAACAUUCACGUAUAAGUUUGUGUGGAUAUAUGUUUUCAUUUCUCUUGGGUCUGUAAUUAAGAAUGAAAUUGCUGAGUCAAAUAGUAACUCUAUGUUAAGUUUUUGAAGAACCACCAAACUGUUUUUGCAUAGCAACUGUACCAGUUUACAUUCCUACCAGCAAUGUAUAUAUAAGGUUUUCAAUCUUUCCUUAUCCUCCCCUCACAUCUUAUUAUAGGCAUCACACUAGGUGUGAAGUGGUUAUCUUGUGGUUUUAAGUUGCAUUUACCUAAUGACUCGUGAUGCUGAGCAUCUUUUCAUGUGUUUGUCGGCCACUUGUAUGUCUUUUUUGGAGGAAGGUCUAUUCAAAUCCUCUUCCCAUUUUAAAAACUAGGUUGUCUUUUUGCUGUUGAGUUGUAAGAGUUCUUUAUGUAUUGUGGAUACUAGGUUUUUUAUCAGAUAUAUGAUUUACAAAUGCUUUCUCUCAUAUUCUGGGUUGUCUUUUUAUUUUCUUCAUAGUGUCCUCUGAAACAACAGUUUUGAUGAAAUCCAAUUUAUCUAUUUUUAUUGUUUUUGUUCCUUGUUGUUUUGGUGUCAUAUCUAAGAAUCCACUGCCACAUCCAAGGUUAUGAAUCAGUUAAUCCUGUCUUCUAAGAUUUUUAUAGCUUUAGCUCUUAUCUUUAGUUUUUUUAAUCUAUUUUAGGUUAAUGUUUGUAUGUGGUGUGAGGUGGGGAUUCAGCUUCAUUACUUGCACUUAGUUGAAGAGAAUAUUCUUUCCCCACUGAACGGUCCUGGCACCCUGUCAAAAAUCAUUUGAGCAUAACGUUUAGGUUUACUUCUCAAUUCUAUCCCAUGGUUCUGUAUGUCUGUCUUUAUGCCGGUAUCACACUGUUUGAAUGACUAUAGCUUUGUGGUAAGUUUUAAAAUUAAGAAGUAUGAGUUCCCUGACUUUUUUGUUCUUUUCCAAGACUGUUUUGGCUAUUUGAGGAACAGUUCCUUGCAAUUCCAUAUGAAUUUUAGGAUCAGCCUGUCCACUUCAGCAAAAGGCAGUUGGAAUUUUGAUAUGGAUUAGAUUGAAUCUGUAGAUCAAUUUUUAGAGUAUUGCCAUCUCCACAACUAAGUCUUCCGAUCCAUGAGCACAGGAUGUUUUGUAUUUUUCGUAUUUUUCAGUGUGUAAGUCUUACACCACCUUGGUUAAAUUUAUCCUUAAGUAUUUUAUUCCUUUUGCAAUGAUCGUAAAUGGAAUUGUUUUCUUAAUUUUACUUUCAGAUUGUUCAUUGCUAGUGCAUGGAUAUAUAAAUGACUUUUUUGAUUGAUCACAUAUCCUAUCCUGCAACUUUGCUGAAUUCAUUUACUAGCUCUAAUGGGUUUUGUGUGGAUAUUUUAGGAUUUUCUAUAUAUAACAUUUAUAAUCUGUGAAUAGAGUUUUACUUCUUACUUUCCAAUUUGGAUGGCUUUUCUUCUUCUUGCCUAAUUACCCUGGCUAUAACUUUCAAUACAAUGUUGAGUAGUAGUGGCAAUAGCAGACAUCUUUGUCUUGUUCUUGAUCUCAAGGAAAAGCUUUUAUUUUUUCACCAUUGGGUAUGCUUUUCGUAGAUGCCCUUUAUUUCAGGUUGAUAGAUUUUCCUUCUGUUUUUAGUUUCUUAGGUUUAUUAUUAUUAUAUGUGAAAAGAUUUUGGGUUUUCUCAAAUGCUUUUUCUGCAUCAGUUGAGAUAAUCAUGUAGUUUUUAAUUCCCCUUCAUUCUGUCAAUAUGUAUUACAUUGAUUUAUUUUUUACAUAUUGAAUGCUCCUUGUAUUCCUUUGAUAAAUCCCACUUGGUCAUGCUGGCUAAUCCUUAUAAUAUACUGCUAGAUUCAGUCUGAUAGUAUUUCACUGAGGUUUUUUGCACAUUUCUUGUGGCUUUGGUAUCAGGGUAAUACUGGUCUCACAGAAUGAGUUAGGAAGUGUUUCCCCCUCUAUUUGGGGGGAAAGAGUUUGAGAAGGAUUGGUGUUACUUUUUCUUUAAAUGUUUGAUAGAAUUCACCAGUGAAGGCUCCUGGUUCUGGAUUUUUCCUCGUUGGGAGUUUUUGAUUACUGAUCUCUUCUUAUAGGUCUAUUCAGACUUUCUAUUUCUUCUUGAGUCAAAUUUCAGACUUUGUGUGUUUCUAGGAAUUUCCCCAUUUCAUCUAGGUUAUCUAAUAUGUUGGCAUACAGUUGUUAACAGUAUUUUCUUAUAAUCCUUUAUUUUACUUCUAUGAAGCUGUUAGUAAUGUCCUCACUUUCAUUUCUGAUUUUAGUAAUUGAGUCUCCUCUCUCCUUCUUUCUCUGU